AAAAAAUCCGUAAAAAAAAAGAAAAAAUGGCUAAUCCAAAUUGUCCAAAUUCUAAGUAUGACCAUAUGCUGAAUCCUACGUGCAAGAACAAACAGUCUACUCAAAUACCCUCGAAAACUACCAAAGCAAUGAACCAUAGCGCCUGGGAAGGACAUUCCAACGAGAAGAAAUUUAUGGACGCCCUGACAAAUCUCAUGAACGAAUCUUGGAUGGUUGUAUGCCAAAUGAGAGAAAAGAGUGGACUUAAUGCUCAAUAUCAAAUGAGCACAACCGAAAUUGCCAAAAGAAUCGAUGAUAUUUCGAGAAAGCUUGAAGAGAAAUAUAGAGAAGUGGCCGCAUUGGAAGAACGUAAAUCCAAAUUACUAAACAAAACUUCAACUCGGGGAGUAGGGACUCCUGCAAGACAACCAGGGUAUCCGCCAAGACCACCUGGCAUGCCUCUUAACGCGACUUCGUCACCAUUAUAUGGUGCCAGUUUGCCGCCAUUUGCUCCUUAUGGACCCAGGUUGCCACCAUCGGCAUUAAGCAGUCAAAGAAGGGUAAUGCCUCCAAUUGGAAGCCCAGCAAGAGCAACUAGUUGUCGUAAUGAUUGUCCAGGUUCAGGGGCUCCUCCAGGACCUUACAGAACCUUUUGAAGUGUCUGUAGUGGAUUCAAGUACUGUAA
Molecule: messenger RNA, 664 nt
Organism: Ceutorhynchus assimilis (cabbage seed weevil)
Lineage: Eukaryota; Metazoa; Arthropoda; Insecta; Coleoptera; Curculionidae
Source: the annotation of a GenBank genome assembly